Molecule: messenger RNA, 3202 nt
Organism: Carassius gibelio (silver crucian carp)
Lineage: Eukaryota; Metazoa; Chordata; Actinopteri; Cypriniformes; Cyprinidae
Product: melatonin receptor type 1B-B
Exons: 3
Coding region: 319-1362 (347 amino acids)
Biological process (GO): G protein-coupled receptor signaling pathway
Cellular component (GO): membrane
Molecular function (GO): melatonin receptor activity
Source: RefSeq, a predicted model, not a curated record
AUGGGGCAACGCGGCGCCAAGACUCUCCAGUUCCUUAGCAGUUUUAAGGUGAGGGGGAAGCACGCUGAACAUUUGCGCUAGACAGACAACUGAACUACAAGACAGAAAGGAGUUUGAGGUGCUGAAAAGAUGUCGAGACGGACUCUAUCUCGUAUAUCUGGAGAGAGGGAAGAGGAGCGUGGAUCAACCAGAGGCGACAAAGAUGUAUGGCUCAACUGUUCACAACUUCUGCUUUAAGCUAUCUGGAAUGACUCGCUUUUUACAAGUCGCGUGAAUAACUUUUAACAAACCGAACCUCAGAGAACAAGUUGUUCCGGGAUGCCAGACAAUAUCGCUUUUCUGACGAACAGCACAGAUUUGGGGCACGUCGGUCGCGCGUUGGGUUCGAGCGCGCGUCCCGCCUGGGCAAUAGCGGUGCUGGCCAGCGUGCUGAUCUUCACCACUGUGGUGGAUGUUUUGGGUAACCUGUUAGUCAUAAUUUCGGUGUUCAGGAAUCGGAAACUGAGAAAUGCUGGCAAUGUGUUUGUUGUCAGUUUGGCCUUCGCUGACCUGGUGGUGGCUUUCUAUCCUUACCCGCUGGUCUUGUACGCAAUCUUCCAUGACGGCUGGUCUCUGGGGGAAACCCAGUGUAAAGUCAGCGGAUUCCUAAUGGGCCUGAGUGUGAUCGGCUCAGUUUUCAACAUCACUGGCAUCGCCAUCAACCGUUACUGCUACAUCUGUCACAGUUUUGCCUACGGACGUCUCUACAGCUUCCGUAACACGCUGCUGUUAGUGGCCCUGAUCUGGGUGCUCACUGUGCUCGCCAUUCUUCCCAACUUCUUUGUGGGUUCACUGAGUUAUGACCCUCGCGUUUACUCCUGCACCUUCACGCAGACCGCCAGCAGCUCGUACACUGUGGUGGUGGUGGUGGUUCACUUCCUGGUGCCCAUCGCGGUGGUGACUUUCUGCUACCUGAGGAUUUGGGUUCUGGUGAUACAGGUGAGGAGGAAGGUGAAGAGCGAGGAACGCUCGAGGGUGAGACCCAGCGACCUGCGCAACUUCGUCACCAUGUUCGUGGUGUUCGUUUUAUUUGCAAUCUGCUGGGCUCCACUCAAUCUAAUCGGUCUCGUGGUGGCCAUCGAUCCAGAGGUCAUGGCUCCACGUAUUCCAGAGUGGCUCUUUGUGGUCAGCUACUUUAUGGCCUAUUUCAACAGUUGCCUCAAUGCCGUCAUUUAUGGACUCCUCAAUCGGAACUUCCGAAAGGAGUACAUGCGGAUCCUGACGUCGGUUUGGAUUCCUCGGAGGUUUGUGACUGAGACCUCCAAGGCUGCAACAGAUGGGAUGAGGAGCAAACCCUCACCAGCCAUCAAUAACAAUGAGUGACUUUUUUUUCUUCAGCCAAUCACUGUUCAGAAGGAAACGUCAAGGAUGCAUGAAGCAAAUUUCUAUGCUUUGAACUGUGAACACUUGACUUUUAUAUGUGCAACUCAGGGUGCUUGUUCUAUUUUCAACCUUGGCUCAUUGUAAAUUUGUGAGUGCCUAAAUUUCUGCAAAACCUGAAACAUGUUGCUUUGGGUACAUUUCACUGAAUUUUUUCAGGUAACAUGUCUACAAGCAGUGCUAUAACCAUUUCUUUUUUUCCCCCCAUUGGAGAUGCAGGUUAAUUAAACAGUACAUCACCAUGAAAAUGACAUUCUUGAGGCUACAAAAUAGUUGCAAAAUGAUUUUGCAUUGCUUGUAGCAAGUUUUUCAGCAGUUUCAAAGCAAAAUAGUCUGUCUAGCAAGUUUUAUUUUCUCUGAAACACUGAACAUAAAUAACCUAAUGCUUUAUUACAUUGUUUGUAGCAUGGCAAUUUAGAAAUUAAAUGUCAGGUGAGUGGCGCAAAAUUGCUUCAUUGCAUUUGAAAUGAAUAUACCACCUAAACUAAACCCUACCGAUAAUGUUAAGAAAAGCAAAUGUGAGAAAAACACAUUUGCUGAAGCAAACCUUACAUUUUAGCUUUAAAGCUUUGAGCUCUUUUGUGGAGUGUCAUGACUUGUGUUUUACAGGAUACCCUGCAUCACAAAUGCAAUGCUAUACCAGGUGAGCUACUGAGCAAGUCAAGCAAUUCAAAUGGAGCAAAUUAUGUCAUGUAUAUGAUAAAACAUAUUAGUUUACAAAUCACGCAGUAUGACAGAAGUAUUUUGAGGCCAUUGCAUAGUAUUGUGGAAGGAACCAUGCAAAAACAAGCUAUUUAUUCAUCAAUAAUCUGUCCCAUAAUCAUAACUUGUGUAAAAAGAAAAGAAAGGUGUUGUUUUACUGUCUCUAGUGUUCAUUUCAUCUGGAAAAUGCAGUGAAUCAUGUUAUGAACAGAUGCAUUCAUUUAGGAACGUAGGCAGUUACAGUACAUAUUUCCAGUGAGCCUUGGUUGUUUAUUUUUGAUGUUGUGAUCCAUUUCAGAACUCUAUUAUUAUUAAUAAGAAAUAUUUAACUCACCAUUUAUAUUGAAAGUUAAAUGAACUAAUUUUAAAUCCAUUUAUUUAUGGACUGUUUAUGAUCCAUGACUAUUUAUUGAAGACAUUUUGUAAAAUUUUGUGGGUCUGUUGUAUAUGUUGUAUAAAUAAGUAUGUAUCACAUAUUUGUUGUUUUCAAUUCAGAACUUCUGCCUUACACUUGAACAUUCACGUGAAUUAUAUAUAAAAAAAAUCCAUAUAUUUAAUCAAGGUGCCAAAUGUUAAUGCUUUGACAGAAAGUAUCUGAUAUACCAAAUCAGUUUGUCAUAUCAAACCAAAUAAAAUUGUGAGAGCAUCCUAAUUUAAAUGUAACGUCAACACAGCUUUGGUGAGCGAAGAGCUUCCAGCACAUCAAGAUAAAGCACAAUCUUUAAAAAAAAAAAGCACUUCAUGCGGAUUUAGCUUUUUCAAAGUGAACGGUGACAGCGUGCGGUCAGUCAGUUAUCAGUUUCAAUCUGUGUUCCCCUCUUAUCUUUCAAACAUUAAAUGUCAUUCAUGACUUACUCUGCCAGGAAAUGUGCAUGAUUCUUAAACUAUAUAUCUUCUUCAACAAAUGAUCUGCGAGUAAAACGCAGCAGGAAUUCUGAUUAAGAUAAAGGUUACUGGCAAAAGGGAAAGUAUUAACGAGACCUGAUUUGAAUGUAUUAUUGUUAUCUGUGCUUGUUUUCACUUGAUUUGACAAUGUGCGAUUUAAUCCUCCCGCCAUAAUAAAAUGUUCCAUGCAGCGUGA